Hymenoscyphus albidus is the source of this 2322-nucleotide messenger RNA. Lineage: Eukaryota; Fungi; Ascomycota; Leotiomycetes; Helotiales; Helotiaceae. The record is from the annotation of a GenBank genome assembly.
GCACCUUUUUCUCCCAACUACCUAAACUCAUCAUCAGCUCAGCUGAUCUAAGGCUAUAUCUAAUUCACAUCAACACCAGGCAGUUCAACUCCUCAACAAGACCAUGACGGACAAACUCCCCCCAAAUCUCCUCGCUCUCUUCGCCCCUCGCCCUCCUCUGCGAUUCUUGCCUCCAUCUGACCACGCGCCAGGUGAGCGCAAAACCGCCAACAUCACUGGUGUCGCAGCAUUCCUUCCACAACUCCAGGAAUACAAGGACAACGACAACUACGUACCAACUGAGUCAUGGCUCCAAAAAAAGGAUCGCAUACUGAUGGAGAAGAAGGAGCGGCAGGAGAAAUUGAUGAAGGAGGUUCCAACUUCUUGUGAGGGAACCCAAUUAUGUCUUGAUUGCUAUUUAUUGUCGCUUGUCCGAUUUUUGGCGCAGUGGCAAUUACUUCCAUGAUAUAUGCUGACGAGUAUUCAAAACAGACAAGCCACAAGAAGAUCCAAACAUUCGUGGAGAUGCUUUCAAGACACUCAUUGUUGCGCGACUCAGCUACGAAGCUACUGAACAAGAUAUCGAAGCUGAGUUUGGUAGAUUUGGUGCCAUUGAACGAGUAUGUCCAGGAACAAUGAGACAUCGUAUUAUUUUACAGUUUGCUGACAUUUGCGACCAGAUCCGCAUUGUUGUUGACACCCACCAAGACGAAAAGCCAAACAAGAAGAAAAAGAAGCAUCGUGGAUAUGCGUUCGUUGUCUAUGAGCGAGAGAAAGAUAUGAGAGGUAAACACACAUCACAUCCCUAAUUGCCCACAGUGUUGUCAACGAAACUUGAACGAUAAAAAAUCAUGUAAAAGAUAUGGCCCUCAAGCUGCCUGUCUUCCCCAUUCCUUUCCUUCUUCUUAAAUGCCCAACUUAAGGUAUACAAGAAUGGGCAAAAUAACUGACAAAUGCGCCUUGCUCGCGCUUCGUGAAAAGCUGCCCUAGAAUCCUGUGAUGGAAUUCGAAUCAAGGAUCUUCGCAUCAAGGUAGAUGUUGAACGUGGUAGAACCGUCAAGCUCUGGAAACCUCGCCGCUUUGGAGGAGGACUCGGAGGCCGUGGAUAUACAAAGGCUGUUCCCCCUCGACCCAUGGGACCAGGAUCUUUUGGAGGACCAGCACCUGGUGGACCUGGAGGAUUCAGAGGUGGCGGAUUCCGUGGUGGAUUCGAUGGCGGCAGAAGUCGAGGUGGCUUCCGAGGAGGAUUUCAAGAACGCGGAGGCUAUGGUGGCGGACGUGGUGGAAUUGGAUACCAAGGUGGUGGAGGCUUCUCACGAGGUGGCGGCGGCGGCGGUGGGUAUGGAGGUUCAAAUGGGUACAGUGCUCCCCCAAAUGCACCAGCUGGCCCAGGAGGUCGAACUCCAAGCGGCGGUGGUUUCCGUGGAGGAUAUGGUGGCUCCGGAUCCCCUGAUCGAAAUGGAUCAUCAGCACCAUCUGGUGGGUAUGAUUCUCGCGGUGGUGGUCGCUCAUAUGAAGACAGAAACGGUGGUUAUCGCGGAAGCCGAGGAUACAACGAUCGCGACUCAGCCCGUGGCAGUGGUAGCAACAUGGAGCCGGUAAGACCUAGGGAUUCCAGAGAUUCCGGACGAGACGGUAGAGACGGAGGUAGAGAUGGUAGGGAUAGAGAUGGAUACAGAGACAGCCGAGACCGAGAUUAUCGACCACGCGAAGACGACUCACGCAAGAGACAGUACGAAAGCAAUGGCUACGAUGAGGACCCUAGAAAGCUUCGAAGGUACUAAUUGUGCAGCGAGGCAUGAUUCGGUUUGUCUUGCGGUGGGUUUUUCGAUCAUUCAGUCUUUCUUCCCUUUAUCACCAGGGGUAAGCGAAUCUCUUCGAUGCAGUUCACAACAAGGUAGUAUUGCCAGCAAGCACCUUUACGUUCAACUCGAUUAUACCAUCUCUUUCCCCACUUUCAGGGGGCUUCUAUGGUAAACGAGAAUACUGUUCUUCCAAAACCCCUCGGCCCAUAUGUCAGUCUGGUUGGUAUCGAAUUCUCGACUUGGUCUACUACUCAACCCGUGGACGACCUUUUGUUCUUUUGGCUAAGCUUGGAGGUAAGGUCAGAGGUAAGGUUUUGUACCAUCUGACCACGCUAGUUCAGCCUCGGAUGGAUUCUUUUUUUGCUAUGUAUUAUUCAAUAAGGAAGUGGUGGGUGGAUGGUAAGAAACGGGAGGCUCAAGCAACAAAAUUUCCUUUUGAUUUCCCUAAUAAGGUAGCGCCGGUCAACGCCAGCAGUUUAUCCCCAACUUGUAUGAUAUGAUAGGAAAUCCCAGAUAACAAAUUUCUCACAAUUCUUCC